AUGUGCAUGCCCGGGGUUUGGGGUGUGACAUGUGCCAUCUGUCUAGAGGAGUUUGCAGCCGGCAAUGAGGCUAGGGAGAUGCCAUGCCAGCAUAGGUUCCACUUGGGCUGCAUCAAGAAGUGGCUGUCGGUGCACGGGACUUGCCUUGUUUGCCGGUUUGCGAUGCUGCCAGAGGAGGACGCCACGAAGGUUCUCGGCGAAGGUGGCAAGGAUCAGGCUUGGGGCCAGAGACCGAUCGUGGUGAUGCUCGUGAUUAAUGGUCGGGGCGUGAGUAUUCCUAGUUCAAGCCACAGGUCGAUGGGUCUCGAACGGAGUUUGGGAUCAGGAUCAGAAGACAAUGGUGGAAGUGCUGAUAGCUCGCCAGCUCAGGACACGGCCUCAGGAUGGUGA
Eucalyptus grandis is the source of this 390-nucleotide messenger RNA. RefSeq names its product E3 ubiquitin-protein ligase RING1-like. The record is from RefSeq and is a predicted model, not a curated record. The transcript has a single exon. The coding region runs from base 1 to 390 and encodes 129 amino acids. Gene Ontology annotation, cellular component: nucleoplasm; cytoplasm. Lineage: Eukaryota; Viridiplantae; Streptophyta; Magnoliopsida; Myrtales; Myrtaceae.